Messenger RNA from Nicotiana attenuata, 1886 nucleotides. Its product is annotated as 1-aminocyclopropane-1-carboxylate synthase 3. Lineage: Eukaryota; Viridiplantae; Streptophyta; Magnoliopsida; Solanales; Solanaceae. The coding region runs from base 209 to 1630 and encodes 473 amino acids. The transcript has 4 exons. Gene Ontology annotation, biological process: amino acid metabolic process; biosynthetic process. The record is from RefSeq and is a predicted model, not a curated record. Gene Ontology annotation, molecular function: pyridoxal phosphate binding; transaminase activity.
UCUCCAUCUCAUUCCAUCUAAACUCUUUAUUCUUUCCAAAUCAAACUCUUUUUUUCAAAAUUUCUUCAAUCUCUCAAACUUUUUCCAAGUGAUUACUUGUUACGUCCAACUCUUCCUAAUUAAUUCGCUUCUUGCUGGCACAUUUCAGUCAAGCUUUGUGGCUAUAUUUAUUUCACAAAAAUAUACCCAGAAACUAACACCACAAAAGAUGAAGCUGCUGUCAGAGAAAGCCACGUGCAACUCUCACGGACAAGAUUCUUCAUACUUCCUAGGAUGGCAGGAGUAUGAGAAAAACCCAUACGAUGAAGUUCAGAAUCCUAAAGGAAUCAUCCAGAUGGGUCUUGCAGAGAAUCAGCUCUCUUUUGAUUUAUUAGAGUCAUGGCUAGCACAAAACCCGGACGCAGCUGGGUUUAAGAGAAAUGGAGAGUCAAUAUUCAGAGAGCUUGCUCUGUUUCAAGAUUACCAUGGCCUUCCGGCUUUCAAGAAUGCAAUGACUAAAUUCAUGUCAGAAAUCAGAGGAAACAAAGUAAGCUUUGAUUCAAACAAGCUCGUUCUCACAGCCGGUGCAACUUCCGCAAAUGAAACUCUCAUGUUUUGUCUAGCUGACCAAGGCGACGCUUUUCUCCUUCCUACCCCAUACUACCCUGGAUUCGACAGAGACCUCAAAUGGAGAACUGGAGCUGAGAUUGUGCCAAUACAGUGCACAAGUUCAAAUGGCUUCAGAAUUACAGAAGCCGCUCUUGAAGAAGCUUAUCUAGAAGCCAAAAGGCGAAACCUUAGAGUGAAAGGUGUUCUAGUGACCAACCCAUCAAACCCAUUGGGCACAACACUAAGCCGAAAUGAGCUUGAGCUCCUUCUUAGUUUCAUUGACGCAAAAGAAAUCCAUCUCAUUAGUGACGAGAUCUAUUCAGGGACUGUUUUUAACUCGCCUAACUUCGUUAGUGUCAUGGAAGUUCUAAUUGAAAAGAACUACAUGAAAACCCAAGUUUGGGAACGAGUUCACAUUGUUUACAGUCUUUCGAAAGAUCUCGGCCUUCCCGGUUUUAGAGUUGGUGCAAUUUACUCCAACGACGAGAUGGUUGUCUCUGCGGCAACAAAGAUGUCCAGUUUCGGUUUAGUUUCUUCCCAAACUCAGUACCUUCUAUCAGCCAUGCUCUCCGACAAAAAAUUCACGAAAAAAUACAUCUCUGAAAAUCAGAAGAGGCUAAAGAAACGACAUGCAAUGCUUGUACGGGGUCUUAAAAAUGCUGGUAUUAGCUGCCUCGAAAGCAAUGCUGGUUUAUUUUGUUGGGUUGACAUGAGGCAUUUACUUAGCUCUAACACAUUUGAAGCUGAAAUUGACUUAUGGAAGAAAAUAGUGUACGAUGUUGGCCUAAACAUUUCGCCUGGAUCAUCAUGCCAUUGUAAUGAACCAGGUUGGUUUCGUGCAUGUUUUGCUAACAUGUCCGAGGAUACACUAAACCUCGCCAUGCGACGUAUGAAGUCUUUUGUGGAGUCCACUGCUAUCAGUACCAACAAUAAUCCAAGUCAUCAAACUUAUCAACAAUCUAACACAACAAGUUCAAAGAAGAAGUCAUUCUCCAAGUGGGUUUUUCGGCUAUCGUUUAACGACCGUCAAAGAGAACGAUAGACCAGUGUGAACAUACCCUUGUCCAGAUGAUUUUUUUACUCAACAUUUAGAUGUUGAGUUCCCAAUAUUUUUUUGUAUGAUCAAAAUACUUUUUAAUUUUCUUUUUUGUAUUUUUGUAUGUAGAGGGUGCACUCUGUCCAUGUGAUGGACGAGAAGUGGUUUAUCAUAACUUUUGUAAAUGUAUCGAAGAUCGGAUAUCUGCAGCGAAUCUUCUUGAACUGUUCAAUGUUCAAAUUAGUACUACAUGAUUAUCUCA